This is a messenger RNA of Diaporthe amygdali, 423 nucleotides long. RefSeq lists its product as uncharacterized. The transcript is spliced from 2 exons. The record is from RefSeq and is a predicted model, not a curated record. Lineage: Eukaryota; Fungi; Ascomycota; Sordariomycetes; Diaporthales; Diaporthaceae. The coding region runs from base 1 to 423 and encodes 140 amino acids.
AUGGAGGAUUCGAUCAACAUUACUCCUGGUGGCCAAUCCACAGAAGUCAACGCCCAAGUCAAGGUCAAGUUGCACAUUCUCAUCAACUUGUCGCACCAGCUCCAAGCCAACUUGAAGAAGUCCUACGAGAAGUGCCAGGAGAUGGAGAACAUACUUCGAAACGAGCGGCAAAAGCUGCAGCAAUUUGAGGGCGACGUGGAUGACUACGCCGAAGUCUCUGUCAACCUCUUCGCCGCCCUCUCCGAGUUCCAGACUCAUCAUUCGGACCUUGUGAGCGAUUUCUACAAAGAGGAGAGGGAACUGAAGCGGGAACAAGAGGAGUUGGACGAGAUCUUUAAGCUUCUCGAGCAAGUCCUGCUUAUGAUCGAGUACAAAGGCGAUGUCAAGAAAGAGGACAGCAUAGUGGCCAUGAAAGGUACCUAG